This is a messenger RNA of Alnus glutinosa, 1605 nucleotides long. Its product is annotated as calcium-dependent protein kinase 34-like. Gene Ontology annotation, biological process: protein autophosphorylation; peptidyl-serine phosphorylation; intracellular signal transduction. The record is from RefSeq and is a predicted model, not a curated record. NCBI's taxonomy places the organism in Eukaryota, Viridiplantae, Streptophyta, Magnoliopsida, Fagales, Betulaceae. Bases 1 to 1605 code for a protein of 534 amino acids. Gene Ontology annotation, molecular function: calcium ion binding; calcium/calmodulin-dependent protein kinase activity; calcium-dependent protein serine/threonine kinase activity. The transcript is spliced from 8 exons. Gene Ontology annotation, cellular component: nucleus; cytoplasm.
AUGGGCAACUGUUGCUCUCAUGGCAAGAGAAAUGGUGCGCCCAAAAACCGAAAAGGAGAAUCCUUCCUAGAAAACACCAACAAUGCAUGCAACGGCAGCACUCCCAGGAACUCCACCAGCCAUGCAAAGCCUCAUGCUCCGUCGGCUGCCGCACCCGGCACUCCUACCCGGCCCUCCAAGCCCGCGCCGAUCGGCCCCGUAUUGGGCAGGCCGAUGGAAGACGUCCGGUCGAUUUACUCGAUCGGAAAAGAGCUCGGCCGGGGCCAGUUCGGGGUCACCCAUCUUUGCACCCACAAGGUGACGGGCGAGCAGUUUGCUUGCAAGACCAUAGCCAAGCGAAAGCUUGUGAACAAGGAGGACAUUGAGGACGUAAGGAGGGAGGUCCAGAUCAUGCACCACUUGACCGGGCAGCCCAACAUUGUGGAGCUCAAGGGCGCGUAUGAAGACAAGCACUCGGUCCAUCUGGUCAUGGAGCUGUGCGCAGGAGGAGAGCUUUUCGAUCGGAUUAUUGCCAAGGGGCAUUACACGGAGCGCGCUGCGGCUUCGUUGCUGAGGACGAUCGUUCAGAUCGUGCACACGUGCCAUUCCAUGGGAGUCAUUCACAGGGACCUCAAGCCUGAGAAUUUCCUUUUGCUCAACAAGGAUGAGAAUUCACCACUCAAGGCUACGGAUUUCGGUCUCUCUGUUUUCUACAAACAAGGAGAACUAUUUAAAGAUAUUGUUGGUAGCGCAUAUUACAUUGCACCUGAAGUGUUGAGGAGGAGAUAUGGACCAGAAGUCGAUAUUUGGAGUGUUGGGGUCAUGUUGUAUAUUCUUCUAUGUGGAGUUCCUCCUUUUUGGGCUGAAUCGGAGCAGGGGAUAUUCAAUGCCAUCUUACGUGCCCACGUUGAUUUUACAAGCGACCCAUGGCCCUCGCUUUCACCUGCAGCGAAAGAUCUUGUCAGGAAGAUGUUGCAUUCAGACCCCAAGCAGAGGCUGACAGCCUUCCAAGUUCUCAAUCAUCCAUGGAUUAAGGAGGAUGGAGAAGCACCAGAUACUCCUCUUGACAACGCAGUGCUGAGUAGGCUCAAACAGUUUAGAGCUAUGAAUAAGUUCAAGAAAGUUGCUCUUCGGGUGAUUGCCGGCUGUUUAUCAGAGGAAGAAAUCAGGGGGUUGAAAGAGAUGUUCAAGGGGAUGGAUACUGACAACAGUGGAACUAUAACACUUGAAGAGCUGAAGCAAGGACUUGCAAAGCAAGGGACAAAGCUGUCUGAAUAUGAAGUUAAACAAUUAAUGGAAGCUGCUGAUGCUGAUGGCAAUGGGACUAUAGACUAUGGUGAGUUCAUCACAGCAACGAUGCACAUGAACCGGAUGGAUAGAGAGGAGCAUCUUUAUACUGCCUUCACAUUCUUCGAUAAGGACAGUAGCGGGUACAUUACGACUGAAGAGCUAGAGCAAGCUCUCCGCGAGUAUGGCAUGCAUGAUGGAAGGGACAUAAAGGAAAUAAUUUCUGAAGUUGACGGCGAUAACGAUGGCCGGAUCAACUACGAUGAAUUUGUUGCGAUGAUGAGAAAGGGAAACCCAGAAGCAAACCCCAAGAAGCGACGUGAUGUAAUUAAUCUUUGA